GAGGUUGUACAGUCAUUGUUUUCGUUGUAGCUAUUGGAGAUUUUGUAGUUAAAAAAUAUUGUAAUAUAAAAUAAUUAGUAUAUUAUUUAUACUUAAACAAUAUUAGUGUAUAGACCAUGGAAGAGUUUGCAGACACUAAAGAAGAUGAAAACAAGAAAAUCGUUCACACCUAUCCACUGGUGCAACAGUGUGAUAUGUCAGAAGAAAUGAAAGCUGAAACAGUUGAAGUUAUAAUAACAGCCUGUGAAAAAUUUGGAACAGAUUACUUUGCGGCGGCCAAAACUGUAAAACAAAUGCUCGACAAGAAAUACGGCCCACAAUGGAACGCGGUGGUCGGAGAAGCGUUUGGCAUACAGAUAACGCACCAGACUAAUACGUUGAUGUACAUGUUUUUUGGUGGCAAUCUCGGUAUUUGUGCCUGGAAAAUUUGAUCGCAACAUGAGAUUUAAAGCUGUUCUAAAAACAAUAAUAAUACAAUUGAAUAUUAUUUAAUUAUUAUACAAUUAUAAU
Messenger RNA from Melanaphis sacchari, 510 nucleotides. RefSeq names its product dynein light chain 4, axonemal. The record is from RefSeq and is a predicted model, not a curated record. The transcript has 3 exons. The coding region runs from base 117 to 431 and encodes 104 amino acids. Gene Ontology annotation, cellular component: dynein complex. Gene Ontology annotation, molecular function: dynein intermediate chain binding; dynein light intermediate chain binding. Gene Ontology annotation, biological process: microtubule-based process. Lineage: Eukaryota; Metazoa; Arthropoda; Insecta; Hemiptera; Aphididae.